This is a messenger RNA of Adineta steineri, 876 nucleotides long. NCBI's taxonomy places the organism in Eukaryota, Metazoa, Rotifera, Eurotatoria, Adinetida, Adinetidae. The record is from the annotation of a GenBank genome assembly.
AUGGCAAUACCAACACCUCAACAUGCUCAUCCCUACAAGUUGUUGGUUGUUGGUGAUACAGAUGUUGGAAAAACAGCUUUUUCAUCAGUUAUUAGUAAUCUUUAUCCAGGAGAAUCGACAAUUGAAUUUAGUAUUGGUUACAACGUUAGAAAGAAAGCAAUUAGUCUCAAUGGUGAACGGAUCGAACUCGAAAUUUACGAUAGUACCAGUGCAAUAUGUCGUGAUGACAUCAUAAAAUAUUUUGAAACAUAUGUAGACGGUAUUUUUAUUAUUUAUAAUGCAACAAACAGAGAAUCAUUUGAAAAUGCAAAGAAUUGGUUGGAUGAAAUUAAUAAUCAUGGAGGUAAACAUGUGAUGAAAUUGAUUAUUGGAAAUAAAUGUGAUUUAGCAGGACAAAAGGCAGUUAGUUUUGACGAAGCUGAUGAGUAUGGUAUUGAAUCAAAUAUUUCCAUAUUUGAAGUUUCUGCACGAGAUUUGACUAAUGUUGAAUUAGCAUUUAAGCAUAUGAUUUCGAAAAUUCGAUCCAACUUAACACCAAUAAACAAUAAUCAACCUGAUCAGUAUGAAGUAAAAAUUGCUUUAGAUUUGAAUCGUAUAUUUAAUGUUGAUUUAAAUGGACUUUUUGAAAUUUUCGAAUUUUCAAAUGGUGUCAACCAACAUGUAAAUGAUCAAGGUGUUCACGAUGGUAAAGAAAAUGAAAGCGAGCCGUAUUCACGUGAAGAACAUGCUAUUGUGACACAUACUCAAAUUAUGGGUGAUGGUGACGUGGAACGUCAAAUAUUAUUAAUACAGCAGCAAAUAAUUGAAGAGAAAGCUAAGCAAUCAAAUGUUUCUAGUCUUCCAGAAAUCACUAAUCAGAUACAAAAAGACAGUUAA